CUUUCUCCAAGGUAUUCGUUCCGUGUGCGGCCCCUGAAUCCCUGUAGUAUGAAGGAGACGCCGCUCUCAAACUGCGAGCGCCGCUUUCUGCUCCGCGCCAUCCAAGAGAAGAAGCGGCUGGAUGGCAGACAAACCUAUGAUUAUAGAAACAUCAAGAUCUCCUUUGGAACGGAUUAUGGCUGCUGUAUUGUGGAACUUGGGAAAACAAGGGUUCUUGGGCAGGUUUCCUGUGAACUUGUUUCUCCAAAACCCAACAGGGCAACAGAAGGUAUUCUUUUUUUUAACCUUGAGCUAUCUCAAAUGGCUGCCCCAGCUUUUGAACCUGGCAGGCAGUCAGAUCUCUUGGUGAAGUUGAACCGACUCUUAGAAAGAUGUCUAAGAAAUUCCAAAUGUAUAGACACUGAAUCUCUCUGUGUUGUUGCUGGUGAAAAGGUUUGGCAAAUACGUGUGGACUUACAUUUAUUAAAUCAUGAUGGAAAUAUUAUCGAUGCUGCCAGCAUUGCUGCAAUUGUAGCUUUAUGUCAUUUCCGAAGACCUGAUGUGUCAGUUCAAGGAGAUGAAGUAACAUUGUAUACACCUGAAGAGCGUGAUCCUGUACCCUUGAGCAUCCACCACAUGCCCAUUUGUGUCAGUUUUGCCUUCUUCCAGCAAGGAACAUACUUAUUGGUGGAUCCUAAUGAACGUGAAGAACGUGUAAUGGAUGGCUUGCUGGUGAUUGCAAUGAACAAACAUCGAGAGAUUUGUACCAUUCAGUCCAGUGGUGGGAUAAUGCUACUGAAAGAUCAAGUUAUGAGAUGCAGUAAAAUAGCUGGUGUGAAAGUAGCAGAAAUUACAGAACUAAUACAGAAAGCACUGGAGAACGACCAGAAAGUAAGGAAAGAAGGUGGAAAGUUUGGCUUUGCAGAAUCUAUAGCAAAUCAGAGGAUCACAGCGUUUAAAAUGGAAAAGGCCCCUGUUGACACCUCCAGUGUAGGGGAGAAAGCUGAAGAAAUCAUUGCUGAAGCAGACCCUCCUUCAGAAGUUGUUUCUAAUCCUGUGUUAUGGACUCCUGGAACUGCCCAAAUUGGAGAAGGUAUAGAAAACUCUUGGGGUGAUCUUGAAGAUUCUGAGAAGGAAGAUGAUGAUGGUGGUAAUGAUGAAGCUGUCAUUCUUGAAAGUGUAAAAAUGGACACUGGAGUAGAAGUUGCCAAUAUUGGAAGCCAAGGUGCUCCUAUAGUACUCUCAGAUAGUGAAGAAGAAGAAAUGAUCAUUUUAGACCCAGAAAAGAGUACAAAGAAAAUAAGCACACAGACCAUCAGUGCAAAACAAGAAAAAGCAUUAAGUAAAAAACCCACAAAGAAGAGGAAAAAGAAGAGAACUGUAAAUUUAAGCUAACAUAACACUGUGUAUAUAUUAAAAAAGCUAUUUAUUCAAUGCU
Molecule: messenger RNA, 1417 nt
Organism: Elephantulus edwardii (Cape elephant shrew)
Lineage: Eukaryota; Metazoa; Chordata; Mammalia; Macroscelidea; Macroscelididae
Gene: EXOSC9
Product: exosome component 9
Exons: 12
Coding region: 49-1374 (441 amino acids)
Biological process (GO): nuclear mRNA surveillance; U5 snRNA 3'-end processing; U4 snRNA 3'-end processing
Cellular component (GO): nuclear exosome (RNase complex); cytoplasmic exosome (RNase complex)
Source: RefSeq, a predicted model, not a curated record